AGAUCCAAGACACUCAAGACAACGGUGUCAAAUUAUUCUGGGAGAAAUUUCGAAGUACAAAUAGGUGAAGUCGAUUUUUUUGUGAGACAAUUGCUGAAUUGAAUUGCCUGUAAAUUUCAAGUCUCAAAAUGUCCCACACUUGCCCGGUCCAUAAUAAGGACUCCAAUGCUUUAGUCAUCGCCAAAUCGGCUAAUUCGGACGACACCAAGAUCGCGAUGUGCGCCUCGUUGGAGUUGGACAACUGCCGGGCGGAGAACUCGCAGCUCAAGAAGAAGUUGAUCGAGUACGAGGCCACGAUCAGGAGCCUCGAGCAGCUGGUGGCCACCAUUGCCGAGAAGCAGCACCAGAUCCUCAGCGAGGUGGUGGAGCUGCGCAAGGAGAGUCGUGCCGCAUCGAUGGAACUCACUCCCCAGGAGGACACGUCAGGCAACUCGUCCGUGAUCCUGCAGAAUGACGACGGCGAUGAGGAUGGCUACAGGCCGGAUUCGGAAUCGGAGGCCAACGAUACACAGUCUCCGGUUCUUUCUGCCCACUCCUCGACGGCAUCGCUGGUUUCUUUAUGCUUUUCAUCGACCAGCUCACUGGGAACGUCCUUGGUCGAUGGUAGCUCGGAUUCCGAGUAUGAGAGGAAUCUAUAUAACGAAUUGGAAUUGGAGUGCUAUCCCGACCACGAGUCGGAUCAAUCGGAGGAGAAUGGGGAAGCCGAACCGCUUCCAAACACACCAACUCCCGAAAUUCUGCAGCAACAAGAUUACACCUCUGAGUCCGAUACCGAACCAUGAGCUCACUGCUGAUAUAAUAUUUACUGAAA
Molecule: messenger RNA, 811 nt
Organism: Drosophila takahashii
Lineage: Eukaryota; Metazoa; Arthropoda; Insecta; Diptera; Drosophilidae
Source: RefSeq, a predicted model, not a curated record